CAUCUCCCAGAAUGCAGCGCGGCGCUGCAGCCUCUUUGUUGCCGGAAAGCUCCGCUCGAGAAUGAUACAGCCGCGUGAUAAUCUCAGGCUGGAAAAUGGAGACUGGGGCCAAGAAGGUGAACUCCAAGCAGUGACCGCUGGCUCACUGCCAACCCCUGGCAGCUUCCCCCAGAGCACCACAGCGGCGGGCCGUUUUCUCCGGGCUGAGCUGGACCUCAGUGCUCGACUGCAAAUGCUGAACUUUGGGGAACCGGUGCGGUACAUCUAUAACCCUCUGGAAUACGCCUGGGAAACACAUCGCUGCUAUGUGGAGAGGUACUGCCAGGAUGGACAGAGCAUCCUCUUUCUGGGAAUGAAUCCAGGGCCGUUUGGAAUGGCCCAGACUGGGGUGCCAUUCGGUGAGAUCAAAGCUGUCCGUGAUUGGCUAAAGAUCACAGGAGAGGUGGGACACCCACUGAAUGAGCAUCCCAAGCGGCGAAUCAGUGGUCUGGCCUGCACCCAGAGUGAGGUCAGUGGGGCACGGUUCUGGGGAUUCUUCAGGGAGCUCUGUGGAGAACCUGACACCUUCUUUCGCCACUGUUUCGUACACAACCUCUGCCCGCUGGUCUUCAUGAGCGAAUCCGGAAAGAAUCUGACCCCACCGGAACUGCCGGCAGCGGAACGGGACGCCCUGCUUUCACACUGUGACGCUGCACUGUGCCAGGUGGUCAGUGGUCUGGGGGUCUCGAUGGUAAUCGGAGUGGGUAAAGUGGCAGAACAGCGAGCUCGUAAAGCUCUCUCGGAAGUGGGCAGCACUGUACGGGUGGAGGGCAUCCUGCACCCGUCUCCGAGAAGCGCACAGGCCAAUAAAGGCUGGGCUGCUAUGGCCAGAACUAAACUGGAGGAGUUGGGAGUGUUGAGUUUGCUCACCAAGUGACUGUUAAGGACUCCUUUCUUGAGCAUUACUCAAACAGUGUCUGUGAACAGAACCAUUUUUACCAUACAGCAGGUUUGUACACUGUACUAUACGCUGUAUUACAGUGUUUUAGGGCCACUGUUAAAAAAAAAACAGUAGACUUUGAGAAUAAAGUUGUAAUAUUUCAACAAUAAAGUCGUAAUAAUGUUAUACUUUCACCAUUAAAAAAUACUCAAUCUCUUUGCAUUAGACUGUUAAUAGUAUAAAGGAAUAUAUUACAAAAAAAAUACAGAGUAUAAAAAUGUACAGUUAAUUCCGACUUUAUUCUCAUAAUAGUUUACUAUUAUGGUCCUAAAACGCUGCCAUAGAUUUCUGUGCAGGGCAGCUGUAAUAAUCAUUUUUGAACCUUUUUUAUAUUUGCUUGGUUACUUUUAAUGAAAAUAUUCCGCUAUUCCAUAACUGCAAAAAAAUUAUGAUUAUUUGUUUUUAUAUGGAAAGAGAGUAGAGUCUCAUCAGGAUUUUUAUGCUGUUUUGUUAUUACUGUAACACCUUCAUAUCUCUAGAAUGAAAAUGUCAAUUUCAGUUUUGUAAAAUGUUCUUAAUUUUAGUGUCUAUUCAUUUUACUGUUGUUAUACUGGCUGGCCAAAAAUAAAAGUCACCUCCAAGAAAAAAGGGCACACACUCUAAGAUUUGUUGGACUGCCUUUAGCUUUGACUGCAGCACGCAUUUACUCUGGCAUUGUUUCAAUAAGCUUCUGCUAUUUCACAAGAUUUAUUUCAAUCCAGUGUUGCAUUCAUUUUUUUACCAAGAUCCUGCAGCAGCAUUGAUGAUGUUAGAGUCUGACCGCUGCCCAAAGCCUUCUCCAGCACAUCCCAAAGAUUCGCAAUGAGGUUGAAUCCUGGUAUUGUCAUCUUGGAAAAUGUCUGUGCCAUCAGGGAAUAAACAGAUGUGUAUAACUGAUUUGGUUGCAGCACAGUGAAGGUUUUUGGUAAUAAAACAGUGGAAACCA
Astyanax mexicanus (Mexican tetra) is the source of this 1904-nucleotide messenger RNA. It is a transcript of the gene smug1, whose product is annotated as single-strand-selective monofunctional uracil-DNA glycosylase 1. Gene Ontology annotation, molecular function: single-strand selective uracil DNA N-glycosylase activity; oxidized pyrimidine nucleobase lesion DNA N-glycosylase activity. The transcript is spliced from 3 exons. Gene Ontology annotation, biological process: base-excision repair. NCBI's taxonomy places the organism in Eukaryota, Metazoa, Chordata, Actinopteri, Characiformes, Acestrorhamphidae. The record is from RefSeq and is a predicted model, not a curated record. The coding region runs from base 62 to 916 and encodes 284 amino acids.